AUGGAAGCUGAUCAGGACCUCCGGGCUCUCUUUAAUUUCCUGAGGAGAGAGCCUGUGAUGUUUCUUAGAUUGCAGAGGUUUGUGUUAAGGACCAUUCAGUUUGAACGGUCCCUUAUGACCCUCUUGGAUGAUACGGAUAGAAGAAUGGAUGAAAUGGAAGGGCGAAAUGCCCAGGAAGAAAUGGAGGAAGAAGCUGUACCGCAGGAGUCAGAAUUUGAUGAAGCAGAGGCAGAGUCGGCCCCUUUGCCCGAAAAUGAUGAUGAUGGCGAAAAUUGA
This is a messenger RNA of Brugia malayi, 276 nucleotides long. RefSeq lists its product as uncharacterized. The transcript has 2 exons. The coding region runs from base 1 to 276 and encodes 91 amino acids. The record is from RefSeq and is a predicted model, not a curated record. Lineage: Eukaryota; Metazoa; Nematoda; Chromadorea; Rhabditida; Onchocercidae.